This is a messenger RNA of Closterium sp. Naga37s-1, 528 nucleotides long. Lineage: Eukaryota; Viridiplantae; Streptophyta; Zygnematophyceae; Desmidiales; Closteriaceae. The record is from the annotation of a GenBank genome assembly.
AUGACGGAACUGGACAACUACCGCCCGCCUGCCGCGCGCCCUUGGCCCCCUUGCCGCUGCUGCGCACAUUCGCCGAAGCCUUGGGCGGCUUCUGAAACAACGAGGCCGCCAAGUCCCCCAUCAACAAGUUCCUCUUCUUCGUCUGCUCAUCGGCCUUCCGCGCCAAAGCGGGGUGACGUCACUGCUGGGGGAAGCGCAGGCGUGGACGCGGCGAGUUGGGGCCGCAAGCUGCUGGAAGCGAGCAGCGAUGCUGACGUGGACGUGGGUGGCGAGGAGGAGCAGAUGGGGGACGAGGUGACGACGGACGGGCUGGACGAGGCGGUGCGGGUGCUGCUGAGCUGGAAGAAGAUCAAGAACGGGAUCAAGAACGCGGCGAGCAAGGCGGGAGGGGUGGCGAAGAAGGUGGUGCAGAAGGGCGGCGUGGAGGCGCUCAAGGCGGCGGCCAAGGGGUACAGCAACGGCGGCAUGGAGGGCGCGCUCAAGGCCGGCGGUGGCUCGCUUGCGCGCACCGGGAAAACGAUGGUGUAG